UUUUUUUUUGCUUAACACAAUUAUAUAAAAAAAUGUAUAUGUUACAUCCAUCUACCUGAAUCCUCCCAUGCCAGGUUCCCUUGAUCCUAGCUAAGUAUUGGUAAUCUCUAUGAAUUGUACUAGUAUGACCAGAAACAUAUUGCCAAGUGUGCACUGAAUGUACAUAAGAUAUUUUCGGUAAGUAGGAAUCUGGAACUGGCAUUUUGAAGUCUGUAAGUCUCAAAUGCAAAGUUCCCUUGGUCCUAGACAAUCUCUACAUCUCAAUCAGACAAAUAAUAAUGUGUCUGGAGUCUGGACAAAUUGUACUCCUAUAGAUACAACCAUGAGGGUACUCAGAAGUCCAUGCUGAAUCCAUAUAAGAUUUUUUCAGGAAGUAAGGAUUUGGACCUGGCAUUCUGAAGUAGUGAAGCCUGAAUAACCAGAUGCCAAGUAGCUUUGAAACAAGGUAAUCUCCACAAUUCACACACAGACAAAGAAUGAACGAAUUGUUUUGUACUUUUAUGACCACACAUAUGUUUGCAUCAAAGCAGCACACAUCGCAUCAAGCUUCGUUUUCAGUUAUUUCCCUUCUUUAAAUGCACUUGUUUACUUCUAGUUCCUUCCAUUUUACAUGGAAAAAAUAAAUAUUUCGAUGUUCACAGGGAUCCAUAUCCCUGUUAGCAACUUUAUGUUUUCCUUAGUCUAUACUCUAUAGUAGUAUAGUUAUAGGAAGCUAGGUUCUGGCUCUUGCUUAAGCUUAGUAUUUAAAAAAUUUAGAUCACAUUGCAUAUAUAAGAAAUUAUAUGCACGUAGGAUUAGAUCCUAUUUCUACAGAACAAAAUUUUAUGUAUAAUCGCAGCUUCAGGCCUUUAAUCAGAAGCCUGAGAUAUGAGUUAACAAGUAUUCCCUCCAACCUAGGUAAUCACUUCAAGUGGCCGUCAGAUAGGUAUACAUCAAAGCUUUAUUACACAUUUAACAAGCUUUGUUUUCAGCCUCCAUCUUUAAAUGCAAUGUUGUAAGCUAUUCUUGUCCACAACCUGUUAAAGGACUACAAAAAGUUGAUUGGAAUCCUCUACCCUUGUUGCAAUGGAACAGCGAUCUUUACUAGCCCGUGUCUCACGGGACACAUUUGUUUCUUUUGUUAAGCUCUAACCAGUCCACAUUCUGGAUGAAAGCAGAAAUGUAUGCUAACAAUGCUUGACUCAAAAAUUUAGCCUUCUUGUGCAAACAAUGGAAGCUUUCUUUCUGGAUCUUAGUUUGGGUUCAUAGUUUAUGUACAAGCAUUAAAGCUUCCCUUAUAGAAAAAAAGUUUUAUAUACAAGCAUGAAAGAUGCUACUUGUACAAUACGGAGCCUCCUAUUCAUGACAAAAAGUUGAUAUGAUGAUAUGAUGGUUCAGCUGAAUGAUUUUUAGCUGACAUUGUCUUACUACAUUUCAUGUUCAGUUAUUCUGGAAUCCUAAAUACUCCCUUCAUUCCAAAUUGUAAGAUGUUUUGUCUUUUCUAGUUACAUAGCUUUUGCUAUACACUUGGAUAUGCAUUGUAUCUAAAAGAACGUCUUACAAUUUAGAACAGAUGGAGUACUUGUUAGGCUGUUACUUAAAAUCAAUUCUAAGAUGUGGUAGCAAAUAAACCUAACAGUAUAAGUGUCUAUAUCACCUAUUAAAAUUUAGACAAUAACAGAUGUUGAAAAUCCAGAAACUAGACUUGGUAUGAAGCAGCAAGUUAAAAUCUAAUAUAAACUGAACCACUGAGUGCAAGCGGAAACCAGAUAGCAUUGGUUGCCCACAUAACACUUACUGCUUGCUAUCCUUGUUGAUUUGCAGCUUGCAAGACACACACAUGCUUGUAAUGGCAAUGAAGCAUACGUCCUUCCUUCCGUACCUGCUCCUCCUCACAACCUUGGCAUCCUGCGAUGAUCAAUUUCUGUUAUCUGGCUUCACCCAAUCCAGCUUAAACCUUGAUGGUUCUGCCAUCGUCACAAAUGAUGGCCUCCUUGAUCUGACCAAUAGCACUGCAAUUACCAACGGUCACGCAUUCUACCCCAGCCCUUUGCACUUCCGCAAAUCACCUGAUGGUAAAGUUGAAUCCUUCUCAGUCAAUGUUGUUUUCAGCAUCUUCAUCACAUACCCAGACUUGAGUGCUGACGGCAUGGCCUUCUUCAUCGCACCUACCAAGAAUUUCUCUGAUGCACGGGCAGGCAAGUACUUUGGCUUGCUCAACGAAAACAACAAUGGAAACACAAGAAACCACAUCUUCAUGGUCGAGCUUGAUACCUACAAAAAUGCUGAGGUACAAGAUAUCAACGACAACCACGUUGGAAUCAACAUCAACGGUGUAUUCUCCUUCAAAUCCAAUACAUCUGGCUUCUAUGAAGAUAGUGGUGCCUUCCGGGAGCUGACACUGAAUGGAAACAAGGGAACACAACUGUGGAUCGACUAUGACAAGAGUACUAUGCAGAUCAAUGUGACCCUGGCUCCGAUCAACGUGCACAAACCAUCCAGGCCACUGCUGUCUACAACCUAUGAUCUCUCAACUGUAAUCUCCACCUCAACUUCAUACAUUGGAUUCGCAUCCGGAGCUUCUCCCGUGAACUCCCGUCAUUAUGUGAUGGGCUGGAGCUUUGGCAUGAAUAAACCAGCCCCACCCCUUGACGUCUCCAAGCUUCCCAAGUUGCCUUUCCAUGGCCCCAAGGCCCAGUCCAAGCUCUUGGCAAUUGUCCUGCCGAUAGCCACUGCAACGUUGAUCCUCUCCAUAGGCACUAUUGUCACUCUGGUUGUCCGAAGGCGGCUGAAGUAUGCUGAGGUGCGUGAGGAUUGGGAGGGUGAGUUUGGUCCACAUCGGUUUUCAUACAAGGAUUUGUACCAUGCUACAGGGGGGUUUAAGAAUAAGCACCUGCUUGGAGAAGGAGGGUUUGGGAAAGUAUACAAAGGAGUCCUUCCAUUAUCUAAUGUAGAGGUUGCUGUGAAGAGGAUGUCUCAUGAGUCAAGACAAGGAAUGAAAGAGUUUGUCACUGAGGUUGUUAGCAUCGGUCGACUCCGCCAUCGCAACCUUGUCCAGCUACUUGGCUACUGCAGGAGAAAAGGUGAGCUGUUUUUGGUUUAUAACUACAUGCCCAAUGGUAGCCUUGAUAAAUAUCUAUACUGUGAAGAGCACGGUGCUAUUUUGAACUGGGAACAGAGGUUUCGAGUCAUCAGAAACAUCGCUACCGUCUUGCUGUAUCUCCAUGAGAAGUGGGAGAAGAUAGUGAUCCACAGAGACAUCAAGGCAAGCAACGUACUCCUAGAUGGUGAAAUGAACGGCCGCCUCGGCGACUUCGGCCUUGCAAGGUUGUAUGAUCACGGCACUGACCCACAAACAACACAUAUGGUUGGAACAAAGGGAUACCUAGCACCCGAGCUUCUGCGCACAGGGAAGGCGUCCCCUCAUACAGAUGUCUUUGCCUUCGGCAUGUUCCUUCUUGAGGUUGCGUGUGGGCAAAGACCUGUCAAGAAAAAUGCAGAGGGGACUGAAUUUUUCUUGGUCGAUUGGGUGCUCGAGCACUGGAAUAAUGGUGUUAUUACAAAGACACUGGAUUCAAGGCUUCAGGGUGACUACAACAUUGAUGAGGCCCAUCUUGUGUUGAAGCUAGGACUCUUGUGCUCGCACCCACUUCCUAGUUCAAGGCCUAGGAUGCGACAAGUUAUGCAAUACCUCGAUGGCGAUACGCCACUACCCGAGCUAAGGCCAACGCAACUGAGCUCGAACAUGGUUGCCUUGAUGAAAAACAGUGGACUCAACUCAUCUGUCGUGUCAUAUCCGCAAAUAUCGACGAGCUUCUGCACAAUAUCUAGCCUCUCGGGAGGAAGAUGAUAUCUGCCAUUUUUCCGUACUUCAUUACUUAGCUGUUUAGUAUGUGACGCGUUUAAUUUUAUUGUAUAAGUCUUUGUAUUUUUAGGUGCCCACGGGUUGUAUGUUUGUCUGUUUAGUGCGGGGAUUUAUGUCUGUUUGUCUUUUGAAUUCUUUAGGUGUUGGCAGUAGUUUCUUUUUAACGGAACAUUUUUCUU
Messenger RNA from Zea mays, 4023 nucleotides. Its product is annotated as L-type lectin-domain containing receptor kinase SIT2-like. The coding region runs from base 1820 to 3829 and encodes 669 amino acids. Gene Ontology annotation, molecular function: ATP binding; protein kinase activity; carbohydrate binding. The record is from RefSeq and is a predicted model, not a curated record. Lineage: Eukaryota; Viridiplantae; Streptophyta; Magnoliopsida; Poales; Poaceae. Gene Ontology annotation, biological process: protein phosphorylation. The transcript has a single exon.